CACAGAAGGAGUUACUCUACUGUUCUCUCCCAACAAAAAUCUUGGUGCGAGCUUAGUGAAGAACUAUCAGUCUAUAGGAGGCUUGAUAUUACCUAUAGGAGGCUUUAUAUUACCUAUACAUUUAAGAUGGGCGACCAGGAUGUUUAUGACAGAAUGUCAGAGUCCCAGACAGACAGAGAGAUGGACAAAGAGAAAGAUGGAGAAGGAGAAAGUGAAACGAGGGGUUCGGGGAAAGGCGCUCAGAGUUUCUGCCAGUUCUCGUCCUCUCUGCGUACUGUGGUUCGCAUCAAACAGAAGUACCAGGCCAUGAAGAAACGACGGCUGGAGUUGACCGGGCUGGGGGAAGGAGGGCAAGUGUUAGGGGCUGGUCUCCUGACUGGGGCCCCUGUUCGCAGCAGCCCCAAAAUCUUCACCUUCGAUACCCCUUCCAGCUCCCCCUUGGCCUUCUCGUCGCUCUUCCUAAAGAUGAAGAAGAAGAAGUCGCGGCGGGUCAUGUUCCCCAGUGGAGGGGGGCGCAGAGCCCCCGUCGUACAGGAACACAGCCGAGCAAAGAUCUGCCUCUUCCUCCUCUGCACCAUCCUCUUCUUCCAGGUGUAUAAUGCCAUAGAGAACCUUGACGACCACGUCCUGAAGUAUGACCUGGGGGGAUUAGAGAAGACUCUGUGUAGGGAGGUGUUUGGCCAGCAGGGGGCGAUGGAUGCUCUGUUAGCCCAGCUCAGAGACUACCUCUCUACGUAUGUCCACAGUAAACCCCUGGUCCUCUCCUUACACGGACCCAUUGGCGUGGGGAAGAGCCACGUAGGACGACUCCUGGCUGGGCACUUCCGCUCGGUGGUGGGGGAGCCCCUGGUUCUACAGUACUUUGUGUUGCACCACUGCCCCCUGGAGGACGACGCCUGGCGCUGCGCCCGAGCCCUGUCGAUCUUAGUGUCGGAGAUAGCGCUGAGAGCAGAGGAGGAGGAGAAAAUUCCUCUAUUCAUCUUUGACGAAGCAGAGCACCUUUACCCAGAGCUUCUUGAUGCACUGAGUGACCUGGUCCGCUCAAACCGCUCCAACGAAUACCUGAACGCAGUCUACCUGUUCCUUAGCAACCAAGGACACACCCACAUCACCAUGCACCUGCUGUACAACUCCUCCAGCGACUCCAUGAUGACCGCAUCUGCACACCACGGCAAACUCGUCAAGGAGCUGAAUCCGUUGUUGCGCAACACUCUGGUGAAGCUCCACCCACUGUGGGCGGAAGCUGAACUCUUACCAAUGACCCUGCUGGAGAAAGGUCACGUGAUGGAGUGCUUCCUGGAUGAGAUGACAAGGGAGGGGUUCUACCCGGACCGUACCAACGUUGAGAGGCUGGCGGGGGAGAUAGAGUAUUACCCUGUGGUAGGGGGCCGCGUGUACGCCCGGACAGGUUGUAAACAGGUGGUAGCUAGGGUCAACCUGCUAUGAGAGACUUAGAACUGCAGGGGAAUGUUGUGAAUAGAUGAGAGAGACAUGUCUUCUGAGAAAAGACAGUUCUGGACAGUCAGUGGUGUUCCAAAAACUAUUCUGGUCCAUAGCCUUUUGGUGUAUCUUAUGAUCCAUCAAGCAAACAAAGCCAACGUUGCUAGCCAGAACCAUCAUUGAAAAAACAAAAAAGUGUAUGUCUGAAAAUGAGGAGUAUCUCCAUGAUGAAGGCUAAUCAUGUCUGAUAAUCAUAUUUUUUCUACAUUCUGUAACUAAAACCUCCUAAACGAGCCCCUUGGUUACUGGAUGAAUAGAUAAUUACCAUGUUGGUGAGGUUUGGAUAAUAUCCUAGCCUGCAGAGUGAAGAGUCACAAUCAGGAGUUGUAAUGGUGAAACACCGCUGUGCCCAUUCUCCCACGAUGCUGUUAGUCAAACUACUGUCGGUAAUCCACAGACCCACUCCCAAUAGAGGACGAGAGAAGUGAUUGGACCAGUGAUUGGACCAAAUGAGUCUGGCUGUGGCAAUGAUAACUGCAGGGCCAAGAGCAGCUCAGGAAAAUGUGAUGCAGUAUUUUACAUAUUUGUAGUCCCUAUCACAACUAUUCUUACUUCAGUGUUAACAGACCAUGAAAAUAUGCUCAUGUCUUCUGAGAAACAAAAGACAUGACAUCAUCAAGUCAAUGUGUUUAUUUAUUAGAAUUCCAUUACUUGAGGUUGGAAAAAAUUUGGUACUGUGUCCAAACACACAAAAUGAAAGAGAUUCAGAAUUAUAAUUCCAACAAAUGGAAAGAAAACAAA
Coregonus clupeaformis (lake whitefish) is the source of this 2241-nucleotide messenger RNA. RefSeq names its product torsin-4A-like. Gene Ontology annotation, molecular function: ATP binding; ATP hydrolysis activity. Gene Ontology annotation, cellular component: nuclear envelope; endoplasmic reticulum lumen. The transcript has 3 exons. The record is from RefSeq and is a predicted model, not a curated record. Lineage: Eukaryota; Metazoa; Chordata; Actinopteri; Salmoniformes; Salmonidae. Bases 127 to 1446 code for a protein of 439 amino acids.